AUGGUUCACUGGAUGCAGAAUAAAUUAAAAGAAGUUGGAGCAAGUACAGAACUUCGAGAUGUAGGUUUUCAAACAAUUGAUGGCAAAGAAGUAAAAUUACCUCCAGUAUUAAUUGGAUCCCUGGGAAAUGAUGCCAAAAAGAAUACUAUUUGUAUCUAUGGCCACUUAGAUGUUCAGCCAGCUCUAAAAUCUGAUGGUUGGGAUUCUGAACCAUUUGAGCUUCAAGAACGUGAUGGCAAGUUAUUUGGCCGAGGUUCUACUGAUGACAAGGCACCAGUUCUUGGAUGGCUUCAUGCCAUUAAUGCUUACAAAGGUAUUGGUGAAGAGCUGCCUGUAAAUCUAAAAUUUGUUUUUGAAUGUAUGGAAGAAUCUGGUUCUGAAGGUCUAGAUGCAUUGCUUAUGGAGCAGUUAAAACCAGAAGGGUUUUUUGAUGAUGUUGAUUAUGUAUGUAUUUCGGACAAUUAUUGGCUGGGCACCACAAAACCUUGCAUAACAUAUGGCCUAAGAGGCAUUAGCUACUAUUUCUUAGAAGUAGAGUGUGCCAAGAAUGAUCUUCACAGUGGAGUUUAUGGAGGAACUGUACAUGAAGCAAUGACUGAUCUUAUUUACCUUAUGGAUCAAUUGGUUGACAAAGAUGGUAAAAUUCUGAUAACUGAUAUAUACAAGUCGGUAGCACCAAUGACAGAGAAUGAAAAAAAGCUUUACUCUAGUAUUGAUUUUGACCCUGAGGCUUAUAGGCGUACAAUAAAUGCAUUCAAAUUACCACAUAAUGGAGACAAAGAGCAGAUACUGAUGCACCGUUGGAGAUACCCAAGCCUUUCUUUGCACGGAAUAGAAGGCGCUGCCUUCCAACCGGGGGCGAAGACCGUCAUCCCGGGUAAGGUGAUCGGAAAAUUUUCCAUCCGAAUCGUCCCCAACCAAGAGCCCGAAGAAGUAGAGAAACUAGUCUUCGAUUACAUCAACAAAAAGUGGGCGGAGCGCGGCUCGCCCAACAAGAUGCGCAUAUCAGCUCAGAGCGGCCGCGCGUGGACCGAGAACCCUGACCAUCCCCACUACCAGGCAGCGGCGAGGGCCACCAAGCUCAUCUACCAGACCGACCCGGACAUGUCGCGCGAGGGCGGCUCCAUCCCGGUCACGAUCACGCUCCAGGAGGCGAGCGGGCGCAACGUGCUCCUGCUGCCGAUGGGCGCCGGCGACGACAUGGCCCACUCGCAGAACGAGAAGAUCAACGUGCGAAACUACAUCGAGGGCAUCAAACUGUUCUCCGCCUAUCUGUACGAAGUCGGCAAACUCGCAAAG
Iphiclides podalirius (scarce swallowtail) is the source of this 1299-nucleotide messenger RNA. NCBI's taxonomy places the organism in Eukaryota, Metazoa, Arthropoda, Insecta, Lepidoptera, Papilionidae. The record is from the annotation of a GenBank genome assembly.